CUUCGCGUCGUCAAGAGAGCGGACUAUCUGCAGGAUAUACCUCGCAAGAAGGUGUCGGCGUCGUACUACAAGUUGGCACAAGAAUAUGGUCCCUUAGUUCUCCUGAAGGCUCUGGGUCGCACUACCUUGGUCAACUACAAGAUCGCCAUUGAGCUCUUCGAAAAACGCGGUAGCAACUGUUCGGAUCGCAAUGACCUCCCUAUGAUCAACGAUGGGAUGGGAGUGGAGCUUUGGGCAUAUGCCAUACGGCCCUUCUUGGAAGGCACACCGCACCAUGUUCCAUAAACAGUUCCAGCCCUCCGUUGUCUCCGCGUUCCCAUUCAACUAAGAGGCGCACACGCUACUUCCUCGAAUCCUUUCCGAACCGGAAAAUCUCAUCAAUCAUCUACGGUUUAAUUCGGCUAGUACAAUUAUGAAUGUCACCUAUGGGAUCAAGAUCGAAGAUGAAGAUGACCACUUCAUCACAGUAGCGGAAACAUGGGAUGGCAAAGGCUGCGCACCCGGGCGCAUUCCUCGUUGAUAUAUUCCCGAUAAUGAAGUACAUACCUUCUUGGUUCCCAUUUGCCGUUUUCCAGAAGAAGGCCACAUACUGGAAGAAAGCGGUGACCGAAAUGUGAAAUGCUCCCUUUGCACUUGUCGAGUCUUCAUUAAAUCAGGGGACCGCAUCUCCGAGCUUUGCAACAAAUCUCCUAAACAAUAUAAAUCUAAGAAAUCAGGAAAAAGGGUCAAAACGGGAUGUUAUCGCCUCGGAGACUGAAACGCUCAGAAAUGCGCCGGUUUAGCUUACGCUGCUGGUGCUGAAAGGACUGUUUCGGCCCUGUCUUCAUUCAUUCUCGCCAUGGUCCUACAUCCCGAAGUUCAAAGUAAAGCUCGGGCUGAACUCGAUUCAGUGGUUGGGCAUGCCCGCUUACCCGACUUUGUGGACCGUGAUUCUCUCCCCUAUAUCGACGCAAUUGUAAAAGAGGCACUCAGAUGGAAUCCCGUUGCCCCCCUUGGCCUCCCUCACAUGGUGACCAAGGCCGACGAAUUCAGAGGGUAUUAUAUCCCUGCCGGGACCACGAUAAUGGGUAAUAGCUGGACUAUCCUUCACGACCCAGACACCUACCCAGAACCGAUGGUCUUCAAGCUGAGAGAUUCCUUUCAAAAAAGCCUGCGAUCAUUGACCAGUGAACGUCGCAUUUGGUUAUGGACGGCGUAUCUGCCCGGGAAUUCAUGGCUGAAGCGCACCUUUGGAUAUCUGUCGCGUGUAUCCUCCGUGCUUUCGAAAUCGGUCGCAAAAAAGAUGAACAGGGUAAUAUGAUUCCCGUUCAUCCGGAAUUCACUUCGGGCAUGAUUUCUCAUCCUCUGCCGUACAACUGUUCCAUCACACCCCGG
Molecule: messenger RNA, 1374 nt
Organism: Marasmius oreades (fairy-ring Marasmius)
Lineage: Eukaryota; Fungi; Basidiomycota; Agaricomycetes; Agaricales; Marasmiaceae
Exons: 12
Coding region: 839-1300 (153 amino acids)
Molecular function (GO): heme binding; iron ion binding; monooxygenase activity
Source: RefSeq, a predicted model, not a curated record